AUGAAGCGCGAGUACAUCCCGAUCGAAUCCCUGCCAGCUUGGCAGCGGCUCAACGGGAUCGUCGUCCAAGGCAUCGCAGUUCAUAAGUUUGGAUCAGAUCAACAUGGCGCAGACAAAGGCAGUGCCCUCAUCGCAACGGAAGCGCAGAUGAGCAGCGAGAACGAUGCUAAACCAAAUAUCCUCCUACAAGUUCCCUCAGAAUUGGUUUUAUCCCUGGAGACAGUCCAGGACCAUGCCAAAACUGACAAGUACUUGCGCAACGUGUUGGAGACAAUCGGCGACUUUGGAAGGACAGCUAGAGGAGCAAUCCUAAUAUUCUUACUCAUUCAACUGUCCCAUAGCAGCCCCGAUCUGCGCUCAGCACAAGAGACCAUCGGUAUCUCCAAUCCCUGGACCGAAUACGUGAAGUUCCUGCCUCCAUCGUUCCCCCUGCCUACCUUAUAUACUGCCGACGAACGAGAGCUGCUUCGAGGCACAUCGCUUGAGGAAGCUUUGGAUGCGAAGGUCGCAUCCCUUGAGCGGGAGUUUGAACAGCUCCGCCAGGCUACGGAGGGUAUCGCGUGGUGCCAGCGGAGCUGGUGGGAUGAGAAAACUGGCACACUGACAAUUGAUGAUUGGAAAUAUGUCGACGCUGCUUAUCGGUCACGCAUGUUGGACCUACCUAGCAGUGGCCUGGCAAUGGUGCCUUGUAUUGAUAUGGCCAAUCAUGCCUCCGGUGAUGGGGUCAAGGCGCUGUACGAUGCAGACUCAGAGGGAAACGCAGUUCUUCAGUUACGAUGGGGCAAAACUCUCCAGCCCGGAGAAGAAGUUACGAUUUCGUACGGAGAUGAAAAGCCCGCAUCUGAAAUGAUAUUUUCCUACGGAUUCCUCGAAAGCGGCGUGACGGGCGCACGAGAAAUAUUCCUCAAUCUAGAUAUUCCCGAGGAUGACCCUCUCGGCCUCGCAAAGAAGAUGUUCUGCCGAAACAAUUCGGGAGUUCGAAUUUCGGCUGCUGAGGGCUCCGAAGGAAUAACAUGGGAGAGUGAGCUUGCGUGGAUAGCAUGCGUGAACGAAGAAGACGGGCUUCACUUCGGGAUCGCACAGACAACCGACGGCGGUAGGGAGCUGGAAACGACCUGGAAAGGCGAAAAGAUCCAAUCAGCCACUCGUCUCCGCGAGCUUCUCGCUGUUGAUCCCUUAUGGGAGAUCUUUCAGCUACGCGCUGCGGUGUUGCUUCUCGAACGGCUUGAGACUCAGCUCGGGCUUCUCCAGGAGACUGACGAGGCUAUCUCGAACGUGCAAGAAGACAAAGCGGCUUUGGAUUCUAUGUUCCGACCUGGGAUCUUCAGCUCAAUUGCCCAAUUCCGGGCCUUGGAAGGGGAGCUGCUGGGGAAGGCGGUGGAGGAAUUAAUAAAACAGGUAAGUGAUCUGUGUCGAGCGUCUCAAGGGGCCGUCUCCUUUCUCAUUUCCCGCAACUGA
Penicillium egyptiacum is the source of this 1458-nucleotide messenger RNA. The record is from the annotation of a GenBank genome assembly. NCBI's taxonomy places the organism in Eukaryota, Fungi, Ascomycota, Eurotiomycetes, Eurotiales, Aspergillaceae.